UCGAUAUCUAACGGAGAAUCAAAACAAAAUUUCCAUGCUACCAAACAAAACCAGCUGCUAUUAAGUAAUCCAUGUGCAACUUCUAACUGUUUCAGGCCGAGAGAGACAGCAACAACUGAAUCGAAACAAAUCCCAAAUCAAAAUCAGAAGGCGUUACUGUUUUGUUGAUCCCUUAUUUGAUUUCGAUGCUUUUUGAAAUCUCCGGUUUAACAAUGGAUGAUCAAGAAGAAGGGACUCAUGAUUUUUCGACCAUGGGAAUUCAUGAAUACUGUUAAGAGUUUUGUAACUAUGAUGGUAGGAGAUAAGAGACACAUAAAGCCUCUGUUGGUGAGAUUCGGGGUGGCUCUAGCUCUCUCUUUUGCUGGAUUUCUUUAUUCUCGGCUUAGAAACAAGAUGGUCAAACCUUAUUUGCCUCCUGUUUCACCGCGUUCUUCAGAUCAUAGAACUGAGGUUGAUGAUUCAGGAGCAAAUGCUUGGCAAAGCAAUGAUCUUCAUUCCCCAAAGACAAUAUCUGGUUCUGGCCAUGUUGUAUCAGUUGCAUCUGAAAGAUUUGGGGAAGAGAUACACAUUCAGAGAAGCAGCGUUGACAAUUCUAUGAUUGGUCUUUCCCCAAGCAGCAGACACAGUGGAGAUGGGUACCUCUUGCCAGAGUUUAAUAAUCUUGUGAAGGAAUUUGAUUUUGCUUCCACAACUUCUGGGCUUUCUCCUAGGAAAGGUGGAGAGACACCUAGGUCAGAUAUAGCUACUCCAAAAGCAUUUAAAAGUGCUGAAAAGGAUGAGUAUGACUAUGAGCAAGAGAUCAAGGACCUGAGAAAUGUUGUGAGAACACUUAGAGAGAGGGAGAGGAAUCUUGAGGUUCAGUUGCUAGAGUAUUAUGGCUUAAAAGAACAAGAAACAGCAGUUUUGGAAUUACAAAACCGCUUGAAGAUAAAUAAUAUGGAGGCUAAGCUUUUCAUGAUAAAGAUAGAAUCCUUACAAGCAGAUAAGCAAAAAUUAGAGGCUCAAGCUGCCGAUCAGGCAAAGAUUGCAUCUGAGCUUGAAGCUGCUAAAUCAAAAAUUAAAUUUCUCAAGAAGAAACUUAGGCAUGAAGCUGAGCAGAACCAAGAACAACUCUUAAACCUGCAGAAAAGGGUUGCUUGGUUGCAAGAACAUGAACUAAAGGCAACUGCAAGCGAUCAGGAUAUUCAAUUUAAGUUGCAAAGGCUAAAAGUUUUGGAAGGUGAGGCUGAUGAAUUGAGGAAGUCAAAUAAGAGACUGCAGAUAGAAAAUUCUGAAUUGGCUCGGAGGUUGGACUCAACACAAAUCCUGGCAAAUUCUGUUUUGGAAGAUCCUGAGACUGAAGCACUAAAGGAAAUGAGCAAUUGCUUGAGGCAAGAAAAUGAAGAGUUACAGAAGGAAAUUGAGCGUCUCCAAGCAGAUAGAUGUGCUGAUGUUGAGGAACUUGUCUAUCUUAGAUGGAUAAAUGCUUGCUUACGAUAUGAGCUGAGGAAUUUUCAGGCCCCUCCUGGUAAAACUGUUGCCAGAGACCUAAGUAAAAGCCUGAGCCCCAGGUCUGAAAGCAAAGCAAAGAAGCUAAUACUUGAAUAUGCUAAUGUUGAUGAGAUUGGAGAAAGAGGUGUCAGCAUCACAGAUACUGAUUUUGAUGAUUGCUCAUCCUCGCACACUUCCUACGUUACAGACUCUGGAGAUUUGGAUGAUACUUCUGUUGACAAUUCAACUCUUACAAGAACCAACAGUUCAAGCAAAACAAAAUUUUUAAGCAAGCUUAGGAAUCUCAUACGGGGAAAAGGCAGCGGGCGCCAAUCUUAUAGCCAGUGUUCAUCAGCAGGCAAAAUUGAUCCUCCAGAAGAUAUUGAGUUCCACAGUCGCAGUCCAAGUGUAGGAAUCGAAACUGUGUCUUACCAUCAAAGUAAUAGUUGCAGAUUUCCAUCUCCUCAGAUUCCUCCAAGUAUCUCCUUGAAUGACAAAAGAUCAAGGAGUCUAAGCAUGGAUGAUGUUAAAGAUGUCAAAAAUGUCGAGAGAAAUAGUGAUAUGAGCUCCUCAUAUGCAUAUAAAAGAUUGGAUGAUGUUCCUGAUCUGGCACACUACAGUCAGCUUGAUCAGCACUCGGAUUCCAUUCAGAUACCGGACUUGGUGAAGUUUGCAGAAGUUUUACAGAACAAUCGGCCUCCAAAAGGAAAGCACAAGAGAUCCUCAUCUUUUGUAUAAGUUAGCACAUUGUGAUGUACUUUUUUUUUUUUUUGUACAUCGGAGUAGUUAGCUAUUUGAAAUUAAAGGGGUUGGUAGUUACCAAUUCAAUCUAGCUCUUAUUGGUUGCUAUAUGCUUAUUUAUUUAUAUGCCAUACUUCACCAAACCUUCUUGUUUGGGCUUUGUAACAAUUACAGAAGAAAUCAAUGAAAAAUAAUUCC
Molecule: messenger RNA, 2409 nt
Organism: Rubroshorea leprosula
Lineage: Eukaryota; Viridiplantae; Streptophyta; Magnoliopsida; Malvales; Dipterocarpaceae
Source: the annotation of a GenBank genome assembly